AUGAAUCUAAAAGGAAUAGAAGAUGAAUAUGCAUUCCAAACAAGAUUGGGGUCUGGUGCAUUUGCACAGGUAUUUAGAGCGGUACAGAAAAGCACUGGAAAUAUAGUGGCUGUAAAGAUGAUAGAUCCACCACCACCUCAAAAUGAAUCAUUUAUUUAUAUGAUUAUGGAAUGUUGUGAAGGAGGAGACUUUUCAAAGUACAUUAGAAAACAUAAACGAUUGACAGAGGAAAAAGCAAAAUACUUUAUGAGACAACUAGCCAAUGGUUUAAAGUUUCUUCGAAUGCGAGACAUUAUUCACAGAGAUCUCAAGCCACAAAACCUUCUCUUGAGCGAUUCAGGUGACUCACCAACACUCAAGAUUGCUGAUUUUGGCUUUGCUCGUUUUAUCGAUGUACAAUCAUUAUCUGAUACAUUCUGUGGUUCCCCUUUAUAUAUGGCACCAGAAAUAUUAAAUAGAAAAAAUUAUACAGUCAAAGCAGAUUUAUGGUCAGUUGGUGUUAUUUUAUAUGAAAUGUUGGUUGGAGAACCACCAUUGAAUUGCAAUACUGUAGUGGAUCUCUUGCACCAACUCGAAAAGAAUACAAUCAAUAUACCUUCACAUAUUCAACAGACCAUCAGCAAAGAAUGUCAGGAUCUCUUGCACUCACUCUUACAGACAAAUGAAAUGAAUCGAUUGUCUUGGGAGGACUUUUUCCAACAUCCAUGGCUUGGAUUCUCACAAUCCAUUCCUCAAUUUAUUUAUCAGCAACAAAAACAACAAUACCAACAACAACCUUAUCAACAACAACCUCAUCCUCACUCUGCACCUACCACCAAUCCAAUUGUUUCAUUAUCUCCAGUUGAUAAUAAUGUAUAUUAUCCAAGUCAUUAUCAACAACAACAACAGCAACCCCCAUUUCAGCAAAAAGGUUAUCCUCUUCAACAACAACAACAGAAAAUGGGAGGAGGAAAUAAUUAUAAUAAUCGAGAUAGAUCUUUAAAUAGAUCAAAAUCAUUUACAGAAAAUAAUAAUUAUGUUUAUAAUAUUAUUCAACAACAAUCAAAUCAACAACAACCUCUUGCACCACCAUCAUCCAAUACAUUAUUAAAAAUUAAACAAUCAUCGACAUCAUCAUUGGAUUUUGAAAAAAGUUGUGUAAUUAUGGAUGAUGAGGAAUAUAUCAAUGCUUUGGAUACGACGAGCAAGAGGGCAUUGGCGAUUGCCGAGUUGGGUGAUCUAAGACAAAUCGAACCAAAUGAAUGUAUUAUAUUGUAUACAAAAGCACUAGUGUUGAUAAAGAGCAAGUUACAGACAAACUCUUCAAAUAAUCAUUGUUUUGGAUCGUCGAAUCUUUACAAGUUCAAUUCAGUGAUGGAUAGAAUAGCAGACAUUUAUAACGAGUAUUAUGGUAAAUUGUUACGAUUCAAUGAAAUUUAUAAUGCAAAGUCACCUUCUACAAUAGCCACCACUACCACCGCAGCUUCAUCAGCCUUGUCAACUUCUUCAAACAACUCUGGCAUUCAAAAUACCAACAACAACAAUAACAACCCGACUACUACAAAUACUAGUAUUCAUGCACAAUUGUUGGAGCAAUCAUCAAGUCUUUCAUCGACUGGGUCAAACUUUUCACCAAACAAAUACAUCUAUGAAACGGCACUGGAUAUGGGUAAAAAUGGUGGUCUCGAGGAAAUGUACAGAGAUUAUCAAAAGGCAUUGCAAUACUACAACGAUGGUUUAAUUCUAUUGGAUUAUUUAUUAUCAAUAGCGAUUGAUUCCGAAGACAAGGAUGUUUUAAUGAAAUACAUUACAUCUUUUAAAAUUAGAAUUGAUAAAGUCGUUGAAAGAACAAAUAGUAAUAGUAAUAAUAGUGGUACAACAACAACGACGACAACAAUGCAACAUCCAACAUUUUCAAAUUACAAUAAUAAUUCUUCUCCUGUACCAAUUACAUUUUAA
This is a messenger RNA of Cavenderia fasciculata, 1938 nucleotides long. It is a transcript of the gene atg1, whose product is annotated as autophagy protein 1. Gene Ontology annotation, biological process: peptidyl-serine phosphorylation; autophagosome organization; autophagy. The coding region runs from base 1 to 1938 and encodes 645 amino acids. The transcript is spliced from 4 exons. Gene Ontology annotation, cellular component: autophagosome; cytoplasm. The record is from RefSeq and is a predicted model, not a curated record. Gene Ontology annotation, molecular function: ATP binding; protein serine/threonine kinase activity. Lineage: Eukaryota; Evosea; Eumycetozoa; Acytosteliales; Cavenderiaceae.